AUGGAAAUAUUGAGGACUCCUGAAAGGAAUCAUGUGAGUAAGAGUAAAAUUCCUUCUCCAAUUUUGACGUCAACUUCUCCGAAAUUCUUCAAACAGAGAGAUGAUGACGUUUCAGAUAAACUUAGCAAUCACAUUACUUUGAGUUACAAGGAAAAAAUCACCGAAUUAAAUAACUUACAGCAGGAGUUGUACGACAAGAAACUUGGGUUUGAUUUGCUGAAAGAUGAACUAUUUGAGGAGGCUCAGAAGCUUAAUUUUUUGAAGUUACAAUUCGAUAAAUUACAAACAGAAAAAUUAAUGAAGAACAGAAGGUACAGAAAUCAGUUCAUCGAGUAUACCAAUUAUUCGCAAGAACAAGAUAAUAAACUGAAAGUAUUGAGAGAAGGGUUUGAAAUCAACAAAGAGCAAAUGAGAAUUGAAAAUGAUUCCAAAGUCAAUAAAAUCAUGAAAGAGUACAGUCUUAAAAUCGCAACUUUAAAUGAAAACCAGAUGUUUAGUAUGAAGAAAUCGAGAGAAAAUCUCCUCGAUGAAGUUGAGAAGGUCAAUAAUGAGAUCAAGUUACUUAAUUACGAUGAACAAUUUGAAGAAGCUUACAAUGCAUACGAGGUUGUGAAGAGAAGUGAAUGGCUAGAGGAAUAUCAUGCAUCCUGGAAAUCUGCUUUGGAAGAAACCGAGAAUUUGAAUGGGGAGAAAUCCAAGUUGUUGAAACGAUUGUCGCUGUUAAAGAAAGCCCAUAAAGCUAUGAAAGAACAAACCAAGUCUUUGGAGAACAGAUUAUCGACAUUACAACACGAAAGUAAUAAAAUUGAGUCAACAAUUUCGCAAAUCAGGUAUAGUAUCCAAGAGAAAGAAUCGUUGAUCGAAGAGUUCAGUGGGGUGAAACCGCAACUUUUGCAAGAAAUUACGAAUUGGAAGAAGCGAACCUUGUUACUAGACGAAGAAUUUAAGAGGGAAGAGAGUCUUCGACGCAUCAACCACAACAAGAUCCAAGAACUCCGCGGGAAUAUCCGAGUUUACUGCCGCUUACGACCUUAUAUCAAAGACGAAGCAGCGACAAGUAACAGCGAUGGCUACAUUUUUAUCAAACCGUUCGAUGCCAACGCUGGUCAACAGCGUAUUAUUGUGAACGAUCUGAAACAAUUGCAUGCAUUCACUUUUGAUAAAAUAUUUGGCAUGCAAGAUGACAAUUAUGAAGUGUUUGACGACAUCAAGAAUUUGGUACAAAGCUCCCUAGAUGGAUACAAUGUAUGCAUAUUCACUUACGGACAAACCGGGUCUGGCAAGACAUACACCAUGUUGAAUGAGAAAGACGGAAUAAUAAUGCAAACGAUCGAGUACAUAGUCCACUUCGCUGGCAAUCUGCACAAGCUUGGAUGGGAAUAUGAAUUAGAGGUUGAGUUUAUCGAGAUAUACAACGAGACCAUCCGCGAUUUGUUGAACCCCGAGGCGAAGCACCAGCAUGUGAUCCGCCAUGACGACAAGAAAGGAACAACAGAGGUUACAAACACACACAAGAUCACGAUCAAAUUAACACACAAUGAGGACGACGAGAUAGCAAAGAGUGCACAAAUCCGCCAAUUAAUAAGGAAUGGAAACAACACACGAAACACCAAGAGUACACACAUGAACAAUGCAUCGAGCCGCUCACACAGCGUGUUCAUGAUGAAAAUAACAGGCCAUAAUCGAAUCACGCAAGAACACAGCACCGGUAGGUUAAAUCUGGUCGACCUUGCCGGAUCUGAAAGACUGCAACAACAAGAACAAAUUACGUCGCAAGAGACCUUGAAAGAGACCACGAGCAUUAACAAAUCAUUAACGUGUCUAGCAGAUGUCAUUCAUAGCAUGAAACAUAGACAACCCUAUAUCCCUUUCAGAAACUCCAAACUAACCUAUCUAUUAAAGAAUUCACUAAUUAAUAAAUCAAAAACAUUAAUGUACGUCAACAUAUCACCAAAUAUUAACAGUAUCAGGGAAACAAUAAAUUCCUUGAGGCUCGCUAGAAAAGUGAACACCGGGUAA
Messenger RNA from Tetrapisispora phaffii CBS 4417, 2019 nucleotides. RefSeq lists its product as uncharacterized. Gene Ontology annotation, molecular function: microtubule binding; ATP binding; microtubule motor activity. The coding region runs from base 1 to 2019 and encodes 672 amino acids. The transcript has a single exon. The record is from RefSeq and is a predicted model, not a curated record. Gene Ontology annotation, biological process: microtubule-based movement. Lineage: Eukaryota; Fungi; Ascomycota; Saccharomycetes; Saccharomycetales; Saccharomycetaceae.